CGCUCCCUGGAGAAAGAACCCUGUCUCCAGGCAGCUGGACCAAGGGAGCCCGCCUUAGGCACCGGAGGGCCCAUCCUGACCAUGGUCCCUGUGCGGCUGUUGCUGUUUGGCCUCUCUGUAGCCCAGGUUUUCCCCAAGGUCCAGCCUGCAGAACUGUAUGUGGAAGUCCCGGAAAACUAUGGUGGAAAUUUCCCCUUGUACCUGAUCAAGCUGCCACUGCCCUCUGAGGAGACUGAGGGCGAGAUUGUGCUGUCAGGGACCCCAAGUGUGGCAGCUGAGGGCCCCUUUGCUGUGGAUCCAGAGUCUGGCUUCUUGCUGGUGACCAGAGCCCUGGACCGAGAGGAACAAGCGGAGUACCGGCUACAGGUCACCCUGGAGACCGAGGAUGCACGGGUCUUGUGGGGCCCGCAGCCUGUGCUUGUGCGUGUGAAGGAUGAGAAUGACCACGUGCCCCACUUCUCUCAGUCCAUCUACAGAGUUCAGCUGAGCCAGGGCACCCGGCCCGGCAUCCCCUUCCUAUUCCUUGAGGCUUUGGACGAGGAUGAGCCAGGCACAGCCAAUUCAGAUCUCCGAUUCUACAUCCUGAACCAGGCCCCAGCCCAGCCUUCCCCAGACAUGUUCCAGCUGGAGCCUCGGCUGGGGGCUCUGGCCCUCAGCCCUGAGGGAAGCAUCAGCCUAGACCAGGCUGCGGAAGGGCUCUACCAGCUGUUGGUACAGGUCAAGGACAUGGGUGACCAGGCUUCGGGCCACCAGGCCACAGCCACUGUAGACGUCUCCAUAGUAGAGAACACCUGGGUGCCCCUAGAUCCUGUCCAGCUGGCAGAGAAUCUCAAAGUUCCAUACCCACACCACAUGGCCCAGGUACGCUGGAGUGGGGGAGAUAUACAUUAUCACCUGGAGAGCCAGCCCCCUGGACCCUUUGAUGUGGAUGCAGAGGGGAAACUCUACGUGACCCAGGAGCUGGACCGAGAAGCUCAGGCUGAGUACCUGCUCCAGGUGCAGGCUUGGAAUACCCGCGGUGAGGACUACACAGAACCUCUGGAGCUGCGUGUGGUAGUGAUGGAUGAGAACGACAAUGCGCCUGUCUGCCCCCUACAUGACUCCCCAGUCAGCAUUCCUGAGCUCAGCCCCCCAGGCACCGAGGUGACUAGGCUGUUGGCAGAGGACAUGGAUGCCCCUGGUUCUCCCAAUUCGCACAUUGUGUAUCAGCUGUUGAGCCCUGAGCCUGAGGAGGGAGCAGACGGAAGAGCGUUUGAGCUGGACUUCACCUCAGGCAGUGUGACACUGGGGGAUGCCCCACUCCGAGCUGGCCAGAACAUCCUGCUUCAGGUGAUGGCUGCUGACCGAGGAGGAGCUGAGGGCGGCCUCAGCAGCACAUGUGAGGUCGCUGUCACAAUCACAGACAUCAAUGACCAUGCCCCCGAGUUCAUCGUCUCCCAGAUUGAGCCUGUAAGCCUCCCUGAGAACGCAGAGCCAGGGACUCUGGUGGCCACGCUCAUGGCCACUGAUGCUGACCUUGAGCCUGCCUUCCGCCUCAUGGACUUUGCCAUUGAGGCGGGGGAUGUGGAGGGGACCUUUGGCCUGGAUUGGGAACCAGACUCCAGUCAUGUCCAACUCCGACUCCUCAAGAACCUCAGCUAUGAGGCAGCUUCAAGCCACAAGCUGGUGGUAGUGGUUCGGAGCGUGACAGAAUUGGUGGGGCCAGGCCCAGGCCCUGGAGCCACAGCCACAGUGACUGUGUUGGUGGAAAAGCUGGUGCCACCCCCCAAGUUGGACCAGGAGAGCUACGAGGCCAGCAUUCCAGUCAGCACCCCAGCUGGCUCCCUGCUGCUGACCGUCCAACCCUCAGACCCCGGAAGCAGUCCCCUCAGGUUCUCCCUGGUCAAUGACUCAGAGGGCUGGCUCUGCAUUAAGGAGGUCUCUGGGGAGGUGCACACAGCCCGGCCCCUGCAAGGCGCCCAGCCUGGGGACAUGUACAGAGUGCUCGUGGAGGCCCAGUAUGAAGAUGAGCCGACACUGAGCACCUCUGCAACCCUCGUGAUCUACUUUCUGAAGGCCCCGGCUGCUUGGGCCCCCACCCUGCACCCCGUACCCGCCCGACACCUCUGCACACCCCGCCAGGACCAUGGCGUGGUUAUCAGUGGACCCGGCGAGGACCCUGGCCUGGCUGGGGGGCAUGGCCCCUACAGCUUUGCCCUGGGCCCCAACCCUACAGUACAGCGGGAUUGGCACCUCCAGGCUCUCAACGGUUCCCAUGCCUACCUCACCCUGGCCCUGCAUUGGGUGGAGCCACGUGAGCACGCAGUGCCCGUAGUCGUCAGCCACAAUGCCCGGACGUGGCAGCUCUGGAUCCGAGUGAUUGUGUGUCGCUGCAACGUGGAGGGGCAGUGCAUGCGCAAGGUGGGCCGCAUGAAGGGCAUGCCCACGAAGCUGUCGGCAGUGGGCAUCCUCGUGGGCACCUUGAUGGCAAUAGGCAUCUUCCUUAUCCUCAUCUUCACUCACUUGACCCUGGCGAGGAAGAAGGACCUAGAUCAGCCAGUGGACAGCGUGCCCCUGAAGGCAGCGGUUUGAAUGGUCCAGGCAGCCCCAACUGGGAGCUUGGCCUCUACCUCCAUCUGAGUCCCCCGGGAGAGGGCCCAGCGCUGCCGAUCACCGGGAGCUAGGACAGAGUAGGAGCCCCUUGACCUGCCCUCGGGUGGAAUCAACAGCACCAGACAAGUCUGUAGAGCCGGAACACUGACUUUAUGGGCUGCGCAUGGGAGUGCUCCAAAUGGGGCCACGUUUGUCCACUAAUAAAGCCUCAGAGAGCAGGGCGUGGGCUGUGCCUGCAUCUCAG
This is a messenger RNA of Odobenus rosmarus divergens (Pacific walrus), 2836 nucleotides long. RefSeq names its product cadherin 16, KSP-cadherin (gene CDH16). The transcript is spliced from 18 exons. Gene Ontology annotation, molecular function: calcium ion binding; cadherin binding. Gene Ontology annotation, cellular component: plasma membrane; adherens junction; catenin complex. The record is from RefSeq and is a predicted model, not a curated record. The coding region runs from base 82 to 2571 and encodes 829 amino acids. Gene Ontology annotation, biological process: adherens junction organization; cell morphogenesis; cell-cell junction assembly. Lineage: Eukaryota; Metazoa; Chordata; Mammalia; Carnivora; Odobenidae.